CUGGAUGCCCAACCGGAAGCGACUUAUUUCUGACUGUAUUUUACACUCAGCAAGAUGAAAUGUCUGGCUUCGAUAUAGCUGUUAAUAAUAACGAAGUCUGUCAUGCGUUUGGAUAAAAAAUGCUCGGUAUGACUGUGGCAAUGGCUCUGAAACCAUGAUAAGAUGAAGCGAUACGGAGAUGCUAACUAUGUUACAGCUGUGCAUUUCAAGCUAGCUGAAGCUAACGGUUAGCUGCUGUGUUAUUAUGAAGAGUGAGAGCUAACUGCGAGUGGAAAGAUGAUUAAAGGAGGAGAAAGGUGUAAAACAAGUGUGCAAUGUCCAUGGAGGCCCUGAGGAUGGUCACAGCUGGCUGAGGUUCACCCACUGACCCAGCAGGUUCAAUCCAGGUUGAAAGAGAAAGGAGGAGCCAUGAAAGAAGAGGCAGGUAGGGCAGAGCGUGAGGCUCUGUUCGAGGACCAGGACUUCCCGUCUGACGACACAUCCCUGUUCUCUGACAGCUCCACACCCAUCGCAAGGUUGCAGGGACAAAUCACCUGGCAACGCCCACAGGAGAUCUGCCAGUCACCAGCUCUCUUCCCUGACAACAUCAACCUGGGUCAUGCAAAACAAGGCUUAUUAGGAGACUGCUGGUUUCUCUGUGCCUGCACCUUCUUGCUCAAGAACAAACAUCUGCUGAACAAGGUGUUGCCUCCAGACCAGCCCCAGUGGGGUGACAGCAGAUACAGGGGCUCCUUCCAGUUUCGAUUUUGGCAGCAGGGACACUGGACAGAGGUAACCAUUGACGACCGCCUGCCGUGUAUCAAUUCCACUCCCUGCUUCUCACGCUGCCACUCCCCCAUUGCCUUUUGGGUAUCCCUGUUAGAGAAGGCCUAUGCUAAGGUUCAUGGCUCAUAUGAGCGGCUGUGGGCAGGGCAAGUGUCCGAGGCCCUGGUGGAUUUGACCGGGGGCCUGGCGGAGCGCUGGAGCUUGGGAGGGUCUGAAGACGAGCAGAGACCAGAGCAGGACAGUGACCAGAUCAGGAGGAGAGGGCUGGACCUGAACCUUCUGUGUCCUGUGAAAGAUGAAUGUGCGGUUAGCUGCUCCACUCACAGCACCCCCGGAGGUGCCAAUGAGCUGAACCAGUACCAUGCUCUGACUGUCAUGGAGUGGUUGGAUGUGAAGACGGUGUCAGAGAGCAAAGUACUGUUGCUCAGGAUCAGAAAUCCCUGGGGAAGAUGCUGUUGGGGAGGGUCCUGGAUAGGGAGUGGUGCUGGUUGGAGUUCUGUCGACCCCGUUUCUGCUUUGGACCUACAAGCCAGGGUGGCUGAGGGCGAGUUCUGGUUGGAUGAGACAGAAUUCCUGUCCCAGUUUGAUGAUGUCACAGUGGGUUACCCCAUCAGUGAUGACGGGCACCUAAAGAGCAUUUAUACUGGAAAUCUGCUGACACACAACCAUCAGCUGGCUGGCCGGUGGAUAAAAGGGAGCUCAGCUGGUGGCAGCCGAAACAGCAGCAGCUAUGGCAGCAACCCAAAGUUUUGGCUCAAAGUGUGUGAGAGAGGAGAGGUGCUGGUGUCCCUGCUGCAGCAUAGGAAAUGGAGAAACACAGAGAAAUAUGCACAAACGCCACUUGAAGAGAGCAAGAACAUAACGCACCAGCACUACCAGGCUAUUGCUCUACACAUGUGGAAGGUGGAGAAGAGGCGUUUUAAUCUGAGCCGGAUGUUGAACAAACCUCCUUGUGCUUCUACUCACUGCCACGCCUACGAGAGAGAGGUGGUUCUCCACGGGGAGCUGGAGCCUGGAUACUAUCUGCUGAUCCCCAGCACCUACCAGCCAGGAGCUGAGGCCCGCUUUCUCAUCAGGGCCUUUUCCUCCUCUACCACAUCCCUCAGUGCCCUGAAAAGCCCAGCACCUUCACUGCCAUUGACAACAGAUGGAGAGUGGGAGACCAGUUACUUCCGGGGCUCGUGGGUGGAGGGAAGCACGGCCGGAGGAAGCAGGAACUUCCUGUCUCACUGGCAGAACCCCUGCUUCCCUUUUACAGUGUGUGAUGAGUCAGCAGUGACAUCAGGAGUGAAUGUCAGGAUUACCCUGCACCAGAGCCGCCCUGACACCGACCUGCACCCUAUUGGCUUUCACAUUUAUAAGUUCCCAGAAGGGGAGUCAGAGCAGACGUUACCCAGGGACGAGGAUCCUGCGGCCAGUUGUGUCCCCCACUGCUACACGCAGGAUGUCAGUCUGACCUGCUGUCUUUCCCCUGGAGCUUACACCAUAGUGCCAUCCACCUAUCAGCCCGACUGCUCAGCAAACUUCACCCUCAGCCUGGCUCGCAGAAUACACAGGAAAGUGGUGAAAAGCCAGGAGAGUCUGGGUCGAGCCAUUCAAGAGAUCUCUCACAUCUCUUUGAUGCAAAGCUAGUUCUCUGGGACUGUUGCUGCUCCACUAACGUCGGCUCACCUCCUGGUGCCUCUUGGCCCAUGAUGAAAGAACCAGUUCUCCCAUCCACCCUCACCAUGGAGGCUGUGUGUAUGUGUACCACCAGUGGCUGAGAAGGCAGGCGGGCAGAUUGAGUGGGAAUGUGUGUGUCGGGAAUCCUGGAAACCCCUUUAUCCUGAACUGCUGAGGCUCAGGGCUGAUGGGCAGCCACAAACUCAUCGGCGAUUAGGACAUCAGAGGUUGUCGGUGGGCUGGGCUGCUAAUGAAGUAUGACGGGACUGGCUGGUGUAAACAAACAGCCGCCAUUGAAGAGGGCCGCCGCUGCUCUUGCUCAUUCACUCACUGGUGCGCCUGCCGGCCCGGAACAAAGGGCCCUCUCAUGAAGGUCCUCACAGAGGCACAGGGGGCAAGGGGCGAGGGGAUGGUCUCCGACGGCAGAGCCAACCAAACCACACCACACCAUACCGUGCCAUACCAUGCCAGAGCUAUUCUCCCAUCCCUCACCCCCAGACGCUGCUCCUUACCUAGCUUGCAUUGUUUGUCCCUAGACAGUAGACACAGGGUUUUCACAGUCCCCUGUCCCCAAAUAUGCUCAUCAUCCGGACUAACAGUGAAGUCAGGCUGGACCCUAAAGCAGUCCACUUUGUUCCUGACUCCAUCCUCACCCCCUCAGCUCCCUUUUUGUCCCUCCAGACUCGGUCCACAGCUCGGCCUGGACCUGAACAGAGCCAUAGUUUGAAGUUGCCGCAAGAACAGAUGACAAGCGGAUGGGUGGAAGGGAUGAAACGAGGGAUGCGGCACAUCAGAGAAGGCCGGUUCAUAUGAAGAAGCCGCCGGUUUCUUUUUGUGUUGAGGCUGUGUUUGUGUGGUGGUGUAUGCCUGCUGGAAGCCAUGUCUGUGUGUGGAAGUCACAGGGUUUCUGAUUAUUUAUUGGAGCCAGAGACUUUAACAAAGCUAUAAUUAACUGAUGAGAGAGGUACUGAGCUGUGUAUUUAUUAUGUUUAGGAUGA
Messenger RNA from Epinephelus fuscoguttatus (brown-marbled grouper), 3425 nucleotides. It is a transcript of the gene capn10, whose product is annotated as calpain 10. Gene Ontology annotation, biological process: proteolysis. Lineage: Eukaryota; Metazoa; Chordata; Actinopteri; Perciformes; Serranidae. Gene Ontology annotation, molecular function: calcium-dependent cysteine-type endopeptidase activity. The coding region runs from base 409 to 2397 and encodes 662 amino acids. The transcript is spliced from 13 exons. The record is from RefSeq and is a predicted model, not a curated record. Gene Ontology annotation, cellular component: cytoplasm.